Varroa destructor (honeybee mite) is the source of this 6164-nucleotide messenger RNA. Its product is annotated as B-cell lymphoma/leukemia 11B-like. NCBI's taxonomy places the organism in Eukaryota, Metazoa, Arthropoda, Arachnida, Mesostigmata, Varroidae. The record is from RefSeq and is a predicted model, not a curated record.
UCGGCCGAUAUUUUAUAGUCAGCCGAAUAACCGCUCGGUUCAGCGCUGCUCUGUAGUGAUCGCAUUCGCAUUUCGCUUGUGACGGAUAAGUUCUCUACGAGAAACGCGGUAGUCUUCGAUGACUUUCCGCCUCAACUAUUGCACCACUCAAACAGCUCGUUGUCGUAAUGUUGUUCACCUUCAUUUCCGAUGUACUAGAACAAUUUUAUCUGAUGCUUUUGCGGAUGCGAGGAUCCUGCUUUAUUGCUAAUCCGUGUUACUGACAUUAUGACUAAAUUUGCGUCGGAUGUUCGCACCCGAUUCAUUGUCGCCGUUUAGUUCUCCAGAGCUAGCGCUGAGCCCUGGAUACUGUCUGUGUUCGCGCUUCCCACAACAGACAAUAGCGCUGCUUCGUAUAGCUAACGUAUAGAAGAUAGUGUGUGUAGUUCCGUGUGUUCGAGCCGUAAUAAUUACAGUAAUUAUUAUAACAGUAGAGGAAGAGGUGGAAAUUGCAAGAAUCGCUAGCGGUAACGUGAUUUUUUGCUUGUGAUAUUUGCGCGCUGACGGAGCUGGCCUUAACCUCGCGACAGCUGAGGCUUCGCGAAGAGGCUGCGCGGGUUCGAAUCCUCAACCAGACGGACACCACAGGCUGCGUACGGCCUAAAUCAAACAAACUUAUAGUGCAAGUGUAACUAUGUGAGAGUAGUGCGUAUGGCCAGAAGUCGUAUGAUGAGGCAGAGUUAAGUUAUAGGGUAAAAAGUGAAUGCAGACGAGCCAGAAAGACGUGCCAGGCCAUCCUCAGACAUCGGACAUCACUCGUCGAACAUAGUAGUCGAAUCAUGAACAAUAUCAGCGUGAUCAUCGUCCGCUCGCGGGGCGACAGCGGAGAUACAAACAAAGGAACGAAACCGACUAAAAUAGAAAACUAGAAACUAAUGCUGGUGGCUGAUGCUAAGUAAACGUCUCGGAUCUUACGUUCGGUAUGGCCUUAAUUGAAAAUUACUUCAGAUUGCUGGUUUGAGACGCUGCAAAACAGCAGUUGAUACUGGGGUGCGUGAUACGAUGUGAUGCUGGUAAUUAUAGUGUUCAAUAUCAUAGUGACAUGGCUGCUGACUAUCGUGUCGCAGAUUUAACGCGCGAGGGGCACGUUUACUCGUCCAACUACAUCCGCCAUGUGUAGCGUGUAUUCUGUUCUAUCGACCGUACUACAGCGCACUGCACUAGUAGUAAACUGCAGUCUGCUCCCCCUAUAAACGAAGCCAAUAACAGGAUGGACAGCGACACAUGCAGGCAUUUUACGAUGCGCAUGGCUCGUGGUUACUGCCAGCAAAACAAGGAGCUGUGUUCAAUGGUGAACGUACACGCUUCGGUGCAAUGUAUCAUGCACAAACUGGAGAAGCGUCAAUACGAAUCGACUACUAUUGUGGUAUUGAUUAGUGGCAGGGCAUGGGGCCAUGGCGGCAUAUAUCCAAGCGUCGUCACAUCGUGCGAUGUGAUCGAUCGCCGACCCGAGCUGCUGAAAGCAGGAAACGCUUAGAAACCUAAAUGAGGAAGCUGGUGACGGUAAAUGUGCAGUGCAUAACGCACUAAGAUGACAUGUAGUUGCCAAUCGACUUGAUCAGAAGUUCUGUCCGAGAAAAAAGUCGAGGGUCGAAGGCGAGGCUGUUUGAUCUGAUUUAAUGGUGUCAUUACGUCGAUCCUUCGGUGUUGUGCAUGCUUAAAUUUUACAUGGCAGUGAUGCAAUCAGCCUAAGAAAAGCACAUAGAAAUAUGAGUAGCAAAUACAUUAUAGCUAUAGUGUUUUGUUGCGCAUUGCAGCACUUGCUGUGCCUCCUCUUGGCGGAGCUCGCUUGCGGCCGAUGUGCUCCAAUCGGUGCGUCCAUCGAUUACGUCAAUGUGAACUGGCGCUGCUUUCUGUGAUCUAUUCGUCUGAUCUGCUCAUCAUGUCUGUAAAUUUCUAUUCCUCUCUGUCUGAGUGGUGGUGUACAGUGUGAAAAGCCUUAGCCAAACUGGUGCGCUUAUUUUACAACAUGUGCCUCCUGUCUACAACGAAGGGCCGGGGGGCGUUAAUGCUAAGGUGGUGCUAGCGCUUAAACAUUAAGAACACAAUAGAAGUGGGCGCUUGUGCGGACAAUGAAAGGUUAGGUGCGCUAUUAAUAACAAUGACUUAUCUUCUGAGUAAGCUAUGUUCUAAACGCAGAGAAAUAAUCCGUUUUCGAAUCACGAAUCGCCAACGGAAUAGCCAGAGUUUUAAGGCUGGUGUGAGCGCACAUAAAAGACCGACCAAAGGGUAAAAAGACUAUUGAUCGACGCAAGUUCGUAGUACCUAACAUGUGCACGAAGGAUAGGUCGAAGCUGCACAUGAUGUGCAUCCAAAUCAACUUUGUUGAACGCCAGAAGCAAGGAGCGCAACGAAAAGCGUAAUACAAUGGCUGCUGGUUUUAUUAUCCAAGUGUUGUUAUAAUGAGGCACGCCGUAACGUUUAUCCGCGCAUGCUACAGUGCACUGAACCGACCAGGAUAGUACCACAACAUCAAACAGUCAUUAAGAGUAAUUCGCGGUCCUUAAGCGAAGAGGAUUCGAGCCCUAGGAUGUAUUGCUUCACUUCUGACUAGAAACUGUGCUCUAUCAUUGUUUGCCUUAGAGUGCAGCCUCUGAAUGUUUCUUUUGGCGUUUUCGUUUGUCGCACAAUAAGACUGCAACUGCGAGACCAAAUGUGAGUCACACAAUGCGUUGAGGCGGGGUCACCCCCGCGGACUCCGUGCGACUCACAGCAAAGUUGAUCGUCUCAUCGCUCGAUUGCACUGGCUGAAACGGAUCUAUCGCGUCGUGCAGAGCACAUUGACGAGGAUGUCUGCCCCCGGAGCUGAAACACCUGCCACGGCACCGUACAACAGCAACGCUAGCCUAGCAUCGGCGCUCGUUUGAUGGGAGAGGUCGAAAAAGCUGACUGAAGAUGCGGAUUAACAUAAGCGUCCGAAGUGCACGAAGAAAGCCAACACCGGAGUAUACCACCAUGCCACAUUAGAACAACGUUGGAAUGUAGGGUAUAUCCAGGCGAACGAAACUGGCGAAAGAUAACGAUACAAGUGUGAAUCGUAACACACAAACAUGACUGCAAUUGUGUCAACGUUAUUAAAAAGGCAAAAACAAUUGAAACUGGUCAAAGGUAGCGAUUUUGUGGUGCUCCGGAGCAAUGACUACUAUCGUUUUGAGCAUUGGGUGGCGUGUAUGUGGAUGUGAAUGCUUGUACUAGUGAUUGAUUAGCUUCAGUGUUACGAUGAAGUGGGUCGGAAAAAGGUGAACAUGGGAGUUGUGUUUGGGCAUUAGCGCAAACGCAAGAUGGCUUUGAUCAACCAGCAGGCUAAAUAGGCAGGCCCGCAAGUCAAUAGAAGCCUUUAACAUCAACCAAGAUCGGCAUUGAGACGAAAAAGAAUGCCAACUCGGAAUUGUCGUGGCUAAUUUCUAAGCCCGCAGUCAACACGGCAGGACUGUGCUAUUCACUGCUCGGCCAUUUCUCGGGAAACAUUCUCAGUGGACGACGGUCAACGCAACCGGCGAACACAGUCACCGAGGCGUUACUAUGAAGCGGAUGCAUUUCUCUUCGAAAGGCCACAUAGAUGUGUCAACGCUACUCGAUGGAGAAGCUAAACGUACCGCUGCCUGGUCGACAGACCGGAUCAACGGAAUGGGUCUCAAGGAAACGAAAAAAAAAUAGUCAGCCUUUAUCACGUGUGGAUUUGUCCUAAUAAUGAAACCUGAACCUUUUCCGACGUUUCUUCUAAGACUCAAUUUGACAAAGCUCGUACAAUUUCAGGAUUCUGAAUGAAUUUACCCUAGCGAAGUUAGCUCGUGCGGUCAGGCGAUAGGACACCCCACGUUGAAAACAAGAUGACCAGCUAGAUGAAGGUACGACAAACGAUAUCGAAUGGAAGCUUAUUCAUUGUGUGCCAAAAUCAUAAUCGUAUAUUUCUGGAUUUAAUAACAUCGAACUUUGUGAUUUCCAGGCGUGCUGCCUGCUUCUUCAGCGCCACGUAGCCACGUAGCGCGAGGAAGCGGAAUAUCUAAUAUCUUGCUCUUUUUGUCUUUUCGUUUAGCAGACAGAUGUUCAUGCGACAAAGCACCGUUCACGGUCUGAUAAACGCCAGAAUUUCUCGUAGCACUUAGUUGACGGCGACCCUAUCGUGCCAAUCGAUGGGGUGACUACGUAACGCCUAAAUGCAACUCGAUGCGUCGUAAUGGGCAGCUAAAUAGUGCACACUCUGUCGCGAUGCCGGCCCAGCUUCUCGACAACACCAUUUCUUAAUCUAGUCUUCCAUUUUUCUUUGUCUUAGCCCUCAGUUCCCUUUCAGCAAACAGGACGUAAGGCUUGACUAUGAUUUGACCUCAGACAAUUGCCCCGGCAAAAAUGCAUCUAACGUAGACUCACAUCUUCCUAUCAGCAAAGUUUCGGACCGAUCUUGGAUCAUAACCUUUUCCUUUAUCGCCUUCUUUGUUGUGAACCGUUUUGUUGCAGGAUGCGUGACGGUGUGGGACAGGGGAGACUUGGAGAUGCUUGCAAUAGAUACUGCUGUUUCUCACCGUGAUGAUAACGUAUCUCACGAUGAUCGUUGGCCAGUCAAACGUCAAUUCCGUCAAUCCGACGUUAAUUUGGCCCGCUAAGGCAGACUCAUCAACUGGUCCGGCAUCACCUACACUCCCGACCGGAAACGGUCUUUCACUCGUUCCCGUUUCGUCAAAACCGAGCCACCAUUCAGCUUUCUCAGCAGGACUGGAUCUGAAGCCAUCUAUGGAGAUCAUACCGGCCCCUUCGUUGACCGUCGCUGGGGCGCCAUUGCAUCACGCUAGCCAGCUGUUAAAUGGAGGAAGUCUUCACGCAGCUCUCGCUGGAGCAAACGGCAACACAGGCGGGGGUAGCAGCAGCGCCGCCGGUGGUGGCGGGCCUCUCAAUGGGGGCGCCAUCGUGUCGGCUGUCUCAAGUAGCCCCGUACCCCCUGCCUCAAGUGGCUCCAGUACCGGUGAUUCGCCUCCUAAUCCGCUCGAGCUAUUCCGACGCAUCCAUGAGCUUAGCUUGUCCCAGAAAUUGAUGCUGUUCGGCGCUGCGGCAGGAGCCCAGGGCCCGCCGUUGAGUACGCAUCCAGGUCAUCACCCCGCGACUCACCGGGCACCCCUCAUGGACUCGCCGAUUUCGUCCGGCAAGCCAGCCGGCAGGUACCGAUGCGAGUUCUGUGACUAUCACGCUGUAACGCCGAGCCAUCUUCGCAGGCACCAGAGGACGCAUACUGGCGAGAGGCCCUACGAGUGUAACAUCUGUAGCCGUCGCUUCACCCAGAAGCCAUCGCUCAAGAGUCACCUGUCCACCCAGCACGGAAUCUCGUAAGAUAGCGCACGCAUGCCAUCCAGCGCCAAGAUUGUCUAGCGACGAAAUUGGCAUCUCCAACGGCAAGGUCAUCCGUUACCACUACUUCUUCUAACGAAACAUUUAGCGUUACCCGUUUGUACAAUUUGCCAUGCGCUCACGCUGGGGUCGUUGAGGCUACAGAUAAGCGCAGUGAAGGAACCGCCUUGGCUUGUGUACACGGAUUGACUUUGCGGCUAGUGCAGCCUACCUCUCAGCCAGGUUUAACGAUAGAUGCUCCUUGCGACCAUUGUACCGUAUUCGUACAUGUGUAUCUUCCUCUAUUUCAAUCAGUAAAAACAGAUUUCAACGUAUUCCUCCGCUCGACAUCCACCCCCGAUUGAAACCAAUCGACGACCGAACCGACCGCAGAUUGGGUUCUAAUAUUGCAGUUCGCUGGGUAAACCCGUUACAUUCUAUCUCUGCCGCUGAUUGAACUGCGAGCGAUGGAACCGAUUUCACAAUAACAAUAUGCAAAUCGCUUACGUUGCGUCCUGGCUUCGGGGCCAUUGAGAACAACGGCCAGAAUAUCGAAUCUCUACGGGAUGACCCAUGUUUGUUGCUGAUUUAGACCUGAUCUUUCUGCACGCAGAGCUGAUGUGCUCGAUGCUGUUUAGGUGCAGGUUGUUGGCCUGAUUUCGGCCGGCGGGUCGUGGUGCGGAUUUGCUGUAUACGCUGAAAUGUUCCGGUCGCCUGUCCUCGCACAAGCGACCUCGUACUACUACUACUACUACUACUACUACUACUACUACUACAACUACUACUACAACAACUACUACUACUACUAC